This is a messenger RNA of Myotis brandtii (Brandt's bat), 874 nucleotides long. RefSeq lists its product as uncharacterized. Bases 1 to 753 code for a protein of 250 amino acids. NCBI's taxonomy places the organism in Eukaryota, Metazoa, Chordata, Mammalia, Chiroptera, Vespertilionidae. The transcript is spliced from 4 exons. The record is from RefSeq and is a predicted model, not a curated record.
AUGGAGGCCAGUCAGCCCAGCCCUGGGAUCCAGCUGCCAACCAGCCAACUGGCCCAGCAUCACCUACUCAGGGUUACCAGGAACCCACCUUUGAUCCUGUGGUUACUACAGAACAUUUGCUACCACCCAACAGCUGUGGGACCAAUUAUUUACCAGGACAGCCGAUGUGAUGUCCUCCUGGCCUCCUCUACCUAUGGCUGCAUCUUCCCAUAUUGUGAAGAGGAUGGUAGACCUCUGUUCAGCAGAAAACGGCCAUCUCCUGCAUCCUGGGCAUCUGGCUGGACCAGCACCUCAAGAAUUUCCCAGCCUGAUGAUGCUGUUGGCCUCCAUAGAGCUCACCUUUCCAGUCUCCUACCUGCCAAACCAGGCCCAGUGCCUCCAUUCACAGCGGGAGCACCUGAGCCCACCGAGGCUGAGACAGGAGGAGGAGGCCUCUGGGGGGUGGUGUGGGUGAGUGUGCCUUUGGAAGGCACAAAAAAGGUAGUGAGGGUGGUAACAUGUCUUCUUCUUGCAUCUACAGAACCGGCUCCAGAACAACAUCAGGAUAACCCUCAAGAGGCAACGCCACUCUCGUGGCCUCUCCAGAGCCAGAGCCGGAUCAAGGCCCAGCUUUCACUGAACUUCAAGAGGCAGAAGAACCACCUGCAGCAUUUGAGCAACUCACCCCAGUUCCUGCGAGGCAGAGAGGGCACCUCCCACCCCCAUUUAGAUGCAGUGUUAAAAGUUUUCUGUUCAUGUUACAUAUGCUUAUAAUUUUACUAUAUUUUUAUGAUAUUUAAUAACAUAGAGUGUACUGUAGAGAACAUUUACUGAAAUACUCUUAAACAUAACCUUAAUUUAGAUUCUAUAAAAUUUAACCCUAUUAACCCUCAGA